AUCCACCCUCCGCGGAGCCGAGGUUUGAGCCGCAGAUGUGGGGCUGCCGCCGCCGCGGCCGCUUCCCGCAGGGCCGGCGCUGCCGAGUAUGUAUGACCAAUUGCCCUACUCUGAUUGUCAUGGUGGGUCUCCCAGCAAGAGGAAAAACCUACAUCUCGAAGAAGCUGACACGCUAUUUGAAUUGGAUUGGAGUGCCUACAAAAGAGUUUAAUGUCGGUCAGUAUCGCCGAGAUUUGGUGAAAAAGUAUAAAUCCUUUGAGUUCUUCCUGCCUGACAAUGAAGAAGGCUUGAAAAUCAGGAGGCAGUGUGCCUUAGCAGCGCUGAAUGACGUCCGGCAGUACCUCAGUGAAGAAAACGGGCACGUGGCUGUCUUUGAUGCUACAAACACAACUCGAGAACGUAGAGAAACUAUUUAUAAAUUUGGUGAAGAAAAUGGGUAUAAGACUUUUUUUGUGGAGUCAGUGUGUGUUGAUCCAGAGGUCAUUGCUGCAAACAUUGUGCAAGUGAAACUGGGUAGUCCUGACUAUGUUGAUUGUAGUAACGAUGAAGCAACAGAAGACUUCAUGAAAAGAAUAGAGUGCUACAAGAACUCAUAUGAGACAUUAGAUGAAACUCUGGACAAGGAUCUUUCUUACAUUAAAAUUAUGGAUGUCGGAAGGAGUUAUCUUGUGAACAGAGUGAUGGAUCACAUCCAGAGCCGGAUUGUCUACUACCUCAUGAAUAUCCAUGUGACUCCUCGGUCAAUCUACCUCUGUCGACAUGGAGAAAGUGAACUCAAUCUGAAAGGGAGAAUAGGAGGAGAUCCUGGGCUGUCUGUCAGGGGGAAAGAAUUUGCCAAAAGCUUGGCACAGUUUAUUAAUGAGCAAAAUAUCAAAGAUCUGAAAGUUUGGACGAGCCAGAUGAAAAGGACGAUUCAGACUGCUGAAGCCUUGGGAGUGCCUUAUGAGCAGUGGAAGGUCUUGAACGAGAUAGAUGCAGGAGUGUGUGAAGAAAUGACAUAUGAAGAAAUACAGGAAAAUUACCCACUUGAAUUUGCACUGAGAGACCAAGACAAAUACAGAUACAGAUACCCUAAAGGGGAGUCCUAUGAAGAUCUUGUUCAGAGACUGGAGCCGGUAAUUAUGGAACUUGAAAGGCAGGAAAAUGUGCUUGUCAUAUGUCACCAAGCUGUCAUGCGCUGUUUGCUCGCAUAUUUUCUUGACAAGCCCGCAGAACAACUCCCUUACCUGAAGUGCCCACUGCAUACUGUCUUAAAGCUGACCCCAGUGGCUUAUGGAUGUAAAGUAGAAUCUAUAUUUCUGAAUGUGGAAGCUGUGAACACACACAGAGAUAAACCUGAGAAUGUAGACAUUUCCAGACCUCCCGAGGAUGCUCUUGUAACAGUCCCUGGUCAUCAGUGAGUCCUGUGUUCUGCUCAACUAUCGAACUUGGGAAUGUAGGUGUGGAUCGGUCGAGAGAAGAAGCUUUGAGGACAGUGCCCACCCACCUAUAGCUCCAGCUCCAGGGGCAGCAGCCCUUCCUCCAGCGCAGCUCAGGGCCGGGAGGUGGAGAAGGUGUCGGAGCGGGUCGGGAUGAACGCGCCUCCCCUUCGCUUUGAGACAUUUCGAAUGUGAUUCCCCCUUCUUUGGAGAAAACCCGUAGUUGUGGAUAACUCCCAGUGCCGAAAGGUAUCAGUAAAAAGAUUGUGGGAAGCAGAGUAGAGUUGAUUUCAAGAUUUAUUUUUUUUUUUUCCAUAUGUAAAUCUGUGCAGUUUCAGUGGGUUUUUACUGUUCAUCUGUGGAAGGUGGUUAAUUGCCCGUGUUGAUUUUACUGUCAGAUUUUAACAAGACUUUACUUUCUUUUUUUAAGUGUUUUUCUAAGAGUUCCUCUUAUUUUUACUGUGAAUGAUCGCCUGGAAUUACGUGGAGAUUUUUUGAUGGCGUAUUUAAUAUGGGUGAAAUUUUACAUUUUGAGCAUUGGAGGCUUCAUGUUGCACAGCUGCUUUAAAUGGAGAAGCCUGUCAGCUCUGAUAGCUGUUCUGUGUUUUAAAUUGAGCUUUGGUUUGCCAACCACAACUUAAAAUUUUUCUGAAAUUUCUGAGGGAGAUUUUCCCUUUGGAAAAUCAGAGCAUUAAAGCUAGAUUUGCUACCUGAAAGAUUCAGCUGUUUUAACAAGAUUUUAAUGUUUUCCAGAGGCCAGCUGUAUUUUGGAGGGCAGUGGGGGACACAGUAUUAAGUGGGAGGUGUGAGUGUGAGUACAGCUGGCAGCCUGGGGAAUGAACUGAGAGAGAAAGAGAGAGAGAUGUCCUUUCUGCUGCAGUUACAGGAGGGGAUGAGCAGCUUCUCUGAGUUUGGAAGGGAGGGGAGAAGGAUUCAGACUGUCAGGGUCUGGAGAAGCUGCUUGCCUUGUUAGCGUUGUGAUAUUUUUUCUCUUUAGGCAGUUUUUGGAAUGAAUUUCAACAUAAAAGUAUAUGUUUCUCUUUUAUAGCCACAUUUAAUACGUACAUCAGGAAACAGUACAGAGAGGUUAGGUGAGUUUAAAUAUUCUAACAGCUCAUGCAAGAAAAACACCAGGUAAAUUCUGAAAUAAUAACCCCUGCCUUGGGGUUUUUUGUAUUGUUUUUAAGCACCUUCCAUCAUCCCAGUUCUUUGCUGCUUUUUAAUGCCUAGUGAGACUCCAGUGCUAAAAAUGGAAUUGUCUGUGUCUGUUGAGGCCACAAUCUUUUAACUGUACUAAAUCAAAGUGUAUUUUGUAUGUGUGUUACCAGACAACUGAAGUGAGCUGCCAGCACUGCUGCUGGCUCUAGCUCUGAAAUGAGGAGACCUAUUCUUUGAUAUUUUACUGUGUUUUUUUUCUAAGGAAACUCUUCAGAUAAUUGAGCUUUUACCAUGUAUGUUGUUGAGGUUGUUCUGUUGUUUUGUUUUUGUUCUUUCCUCAAUUCCUGUGUGGAAUACCAGGCCCUCGUAACAUCAUUUUGCAGGCAAGGGCUACACUGUCUUUUGUUUGUGCAGGGUUUAUAAAAUAAUGUGCUGCUGUUGUGAUUAAUUUUUUUUUUAAUAAGCUAAAUUCAGCAAUAUAUUCAGCUCUGGAAGUAAGCCAUAGAGCAUCGCUGGGUUCUGUUUCAGAAGAGGAAUGUGACCAGAAAGACUUGCUUCAAGGGCUGCUGUCUAAAGCUUUUGUGUGUGUGUGUGUGUGUGAGAGCCCUGCAUUUGGUAAUGCCAUUUCAGACCCUUAUUAAUUCAGCUGUGUCUGUAGUUAUGGGGUGAGGAGACAGCCUGCACAGCGCUGCUCAGAGGAGUAAUUUAUUGAUGUGGAGUUAACAAGGCCACCUUUGUGGCAAAACUGUGGGAGUAAUUCCUCCUCCUCGCCCCAGUUUGGCGUGGGAAAGCCAGGCAACCCUUGCUCCUCCACCGUCCAGCCAUGACAGGAGUGGUUAAACAGUUUUUACACUGAGAAUGUCAGGGUUUAUCUGUAGCUACAGAGCACAAAUCCCAGGAGGCUGCAUUAAAAAAGCAGGAUUUUACCAGCAGAUUGUGGUACUUCUUGAGCUCAGACCUGGUUGAAGAAAUGUUGGUGGAAGGAAAAUUUUCCCCCAGUGAGAGCUGAGCCCAGGGGCUGCUUCUCUUUGCUGGUGAGCAUGGCUUGAAGUGUCUCCUCUCUCCCUUUGUUUUACCUCUCUGAACUGUCAAGAGGUGCUGUAACAUCCUCAAGGCUUAAUGUUCUAUGUACAGUAGGUAUUUUUAUAGCCUGCUUUCAAAUAUACUGUGAUGAGUGUUUUACUACAAUGGGUGUUCAGUAAAAAGAAUUGUAUACAAGUGUAAAUAAACUGUUGUGCUGAUACUUGAAGAGGAAAAAAAAAAAUGAAGUUGUCUGUUCUGCGUUGGGAAGGUACUAUAUCAGUGACUGCAUCUGACCCCGGCUGGCAAGAGCAGGUGUAAAUUUGUAUUUGUAUUUGAAUGUAGAGUUGAGGUGAAUGUAGACUUGGAGUGAGUGAUGGGUUCUCCUGGUUCUCACUGCCUUUCUGGGAAGGCACAGUUGAGAAAUGCAGAUUAUUGUCACUUUCUAAAAGUGUAUGUCCCCCCCUCCUGACAGAACAGUCACUGACAGGGGAGGGGAAAACCCUUGUCUGUAUUUGUACCCAUUUACUUUACUGCCUCUGACUGUUACUGCACUUGCCUGGCUCAGAUGCAGCCUCUUGAAUGGGAUUAAACUGUCUUGUCUUACAUUGUUGGCCUUCGUCGUGAUGUUUCAGACAAAUGUAAUCAUUUGACGUUUGAUCCAAGUAAUAAAGAUCAAAUGCUACAACGUG
Messenger RNA from Manacus vitellinus (golden-collared manakin), 4288 nucleotides. RefSeq names its product 6-phosphofructo-2-kinase/fructose-2,6-bisphosphatase 4. The coding region runs from base 36 to 1400 and encodes 454 amino acids. The record is from RefSeq and is a predicted model, not a curated record. NCBI's taxonomy places the organism in Eukaryota, Metazoa, Chordata, Aves, Passeriformes, Pipridae. Gene Ontology annotation, biological process: fructose metabolic process; fructose 2,6-bisphosphate metabolic process. Gene Ontology annotation, molecular function: 6-phosphofructo-2-kinase activity; fructose-2,6-bisphosphate 2-phosphatase activity; ATP binding. The transcript has 15 exons. Gene Ontology annotation, cellular component: cytosol.